AUGGAAGUUUUACGUGCUGAAACCAAUGAAUUUCCUCACUUAAAGAAUGCUGAUGGUCCAACAAGUUCCUCGCCGAGAUCAUCAACAAAUCAUGAUGAAGAGUGUGAUGAUGAUUGUUUCUCAGAUACGAGUGUACAUGACAAGAAAGUGCAAUCACCUAGUACUAAUGAGACCGAACAUGAGGAGAAAACAAAUCAUGAGAAUAAAGAAUCUUCAUCAGUAACAAAUCCUUCAAUAUCAACAAAUGAUUACUUACGUCAGCGUGAACAUUUGGCAAAGGAAUUCAAAGAUUACGAAGAUCGAUGGUUAGCACAUCGAAAUUUCCUUCUCUACACACAAUCACUUGGUAUGAAACCUGAAGAUCGCGAACGUCUAUUGACGCAUUUGAAUACGAACCAGAAUGAAGAGAAUUCGUCGGUGAAUCCGUUUCAAAUUCAACAGCAAUUAUUUAAUCAUUUGUCAAAAGAAGAACGCGAUCGAUUUUUAGCAGCUGCUCUCUAUCAACAGCAACAACAACAACAACAACAACGGAAUUCUUUCAAUUUUCAUUCAUAUCCUUGGAUAAAUCCAGCAGCUUCUGUCAUGCUUUCUCCUACACCGAAUCUCAUCUCGCAGAAUCAAUCAUUAUCAUCGUCAUCGGAUCAGCAACAAGCACCGAGAUCGCCUGGUUCGGAUGAUAGUGGCAAUCAAUCGAAUUCCGGUAGCACAACCGAAUGGACCUUUGAAGAACAGUUUCGUCAGCUCUAUGAAUUGUCUGACGAACCAAAACGUAAAGAAUUCCUCGAUGAUUUAUUCGCAUUCAUGCAGAAACGUGGUACUCCGGUUAAUCGAAUACCUAUUAUGGCUAAGCAUGUUCUCGACUUAUAUGAAUUGUUUCGUCUGGUUGUUAGUAAAGGUGGAUUAGUUGAAGUCAUUAACAAGAAAUUAUGGCGUGAAGUGACGAAAGGUCUUAAUUUACCAAGUUCAAUUACUAGCGCUGCAUUUACUUUACGUACACAAUACAUGAAAUAUUUAUAUCCAUUUGAAUGUGAAAAAUUACAAUUAAGCUCACCGGGUGAAUUACAAGCAGCUAUUGAAGGCAAUAGACGUGAAGGUCGUCGACCAUCGUAUGCAUUUGAAUAUUCAUCACCUCCACAGAUAAUGGCACCACCACCUCCACCCGUAACAACAGCAUCGACGAAUGCCUUUCUUGCUAGUCCACUUGCGCAUAGAACAUUGGAUUCAAACCAUGCUGCUAUGGCUGCAGCAUUGUCUCAUCCAUUCUUUUUCGCAGCUGCAGCAGCCAGUUCAUCGUCACGUGACAUCAAUGAAUCGCCAUCAUCAGCAUCCACAACUCCGCGAAUAAUACCUUCAUUUGACGAUCAUCAUCAUUUCUCAGCAGGAAUCAAACGAAGCAUGUCACCAUGUUUCUUAUCGAAAUCAAAUGACGAUAAUAAUAAUGCAAAUAAGAAGUUUGCUCCAACAACAAAUUCACCUUCGUUGUUAUCUCAAGCGAGUAAAUUGAAGAUACUUUCCAAAGGUCAUAGUCCUGAUCAACAAUCAAACGAGAAAUCGGUUAAUUUCUCGAUUGAACUCAAUGGAAUUACUUAUCAAGGUGUACUGACGGAUCAUCCAUCUUUAGCUCUGACUGAAAGCUACGACGAAGAAAUUGUACCUUUGCUUACAACGAUUGAUCAAAUUCGAAAUCGUGUGGCUGAUGUCGAUACUACUAUUGAAUUACCGUCGAUUGUUGUUAUCGGUGAGCAAAGUUCAGGGAAAAGUAGUGUCCUCGAAGCACUUUCCGGUAUUCCAUUACCUCGUGGUGGCCAACACAUGACAACAAAGUGUCCAUUAGAACUUCGAAUGCGUCGUUCGACAACUUGGCACGCUAGCCUUGAAUGUCCUGGCCGUCAAAAACGCGACAAUAUCGCCAGUGUUCAAGAAAUUAGUCAAUAUAUUAACGAUGCACAGAAUUAUCUAACAAAUGGUCGUGAUCAAAUCUCAAAACAAGUUCUCGUUCUUAAUGUUCAAGCACCUUGGCUACCGAACUUAACGUUGAUUGAUCUACCAGGAAUAAUUCAAGUGACAUCGACACAACAGGACAGUACAUCGGUGAAUAUGAUUGAGGAAUUGGUCGGAGAUUAUCUGGUAAAACGAACGACAAUUAUUCUGGCGAUUAUUCAAGCUUGUAAUGAUAUUGAGACUUCUGCAGCGAUCAAAUAUGCAAAAAUGUACGAUCGUGACGGCGAGCGAACAGUUGGUGUUUUAACAAAACUUGACCUAGUCGAUCGUGGCACUGAACAGAAGUUAUUGGAAGUAUUUCAAAAUAAACGCAUUCGACUGAAACUCGGCUAUUUAAUGGUCAAAUGUCGUUCCCAAGAAGACAUUGAUAAUGAUAUUGAAUUAAGUGAUGCACUUCGUAAAGAAGAACAAUUCUUUUCCCGAUCAGCAAAAUUUCAUUCUAUUCCAAAAGAACGACGCGGAUGUCCAUCCCUAGCUCGUUUUCUCACUCAUGAACUUGUUCGGAAUAUCAAACAAGCUUUACCACGCUUGAUUUCUGAUUUACGAACCAAAAUCAACAAUACCGAACAGAAAUUUCGUCAUUUAGGCAUUGAAGAUUAUACACAACUAUUGCUAACGAAUGAAGCGCGUUCACGACAUUUAACCGAAAAGCUGUUUACCUCCAUGCAGUUAUUUCGAACGGAAAUUCAUGGUGUCGAAGAAGGUGCACAAGUCAACAAUCCAUUGUAUUCCAAACGAAAUGAACUCAAUCAAAAGUUUUAUUAUGAUAUGUAUAAAUGUAAACUUCAGAAUCAUGACCUUAUUCAAUAUAUCAAAUCAGCGAUGAUUGCAACGCAAGGACCUGAACCAUCAGACUAUAUUCUAUUUCGUGUGACUAAAACCGUCUGUUUGAAUUAUCUCAAAUCCAUUCGUUUUCCGAUGAGAGAAUAUUUCUCCAAUAUGCUUGAACGUACAAGAGCAGUUAUCGCUAAUGUCAUUGACAAAGUCUUUCAUGCACGUCCAAAUCUGUUGAUGCAAAUGCGUUCGAUGCACGACGAGAUUGAAAAGCAAUUAAAAGCUGAAUGUCAGCGAGAAUUAGAGUUAAUACUUGAAAUGGAAGAAUCAUUCGUCUAUGCCGAUCAUCCAUUAUACAAAGAUACAUUGAAGCAAAUGAAGAGAAUCCAUAGACAUGAUUACAGUGAACCGUCGACAGUAACAACUGUUUCACAAGCAGCUCGAUUACCGGUUGUGAUGACAACCAAUUCUGCAACGAAUUCGAUUACAACAUCAGUGAAACGAACAAAUAGUGUAAUGAAAGACGACGAUGAUGAUGAGCUGGAAGAUGAGUUUAGUCCACCUGAGAAAAUCUCUCGGACGAGUAACCGUGGUGGCAAUUCGUUUUGGAAUAAUAUAUGGCCAACUUCGCGGUCUGACAGUUCCGAACCUCUUCCUAACAAUCACAACAUUAGUCGAAUUACAUCUGAUCAUGUGACGACGACAACAACAACAGGAGCAGCAGCAAUGGCAGCAACGGUACCGUCGAGAUCGGCAGUUAUCAAUGGCACACAGGACAAUACCAAUGACGAAGAAAUAACUGAGUAUAAAAUUCGUAUCUUAGCAAUGCAAGAUAUCAUUUGUCAGCGAAUUGUUUUAACAUUUCCUCAACGUAUUGAAUAUCAACUUGUGCGAAAACAGUUCUCUCAACUUGAUUUACAAUCGUCGAUCUUAAGUAGUACAAGCUUAGAAAAACUAGAUCACUUAAUGGCACAAGAUCCAGAAAUUGAACGUCAACAAAAUGAUCUGAUUAAUAAGCGCAAAUUAUAUGAUGAAACAAUUAAAGAUCUACAAAAUCUCGAUCGGUAUCAAUCGACUAGCGAUUCGACAGAGAAUAGAUAA
Messenger RNA from Adineta ricciae, 3876 nucleotides. NCBI's taxonomy places the organism in Eukaryota, Metazoa, Rotifera, Eurotatoria, Adinetida, Adinetidae. The record is from the annotation of a GenBank genome assembly.